ACCGUCGCGACUCACUAACGCCUGACGCCACACACUGCACUCGUGUCAAUGUGUGCGUGUGUGCGUUACGUAUAUUUAAGCACGGGGAGUGUAUAUUUGUUAACGUGUGUGUAUCAGUUGAGUCUGCUAUCGGUAGACUGCUAGUGCCACUGCCAAUUGCCGUUGACGCUACCGCAGUAGUAAAAUGCUGUUUUGUCUGUACGGUCGGUUUACUCACAGCUGAGCAUUACGCGUAAAAUGGCGUCGCACACCACGACGACGAUCGCACAUUUGGCGGCCGUCGGCGCCACCGCGGCGGGCCCUGUACCGAACAACGUGUGGCCUAACACUAGGGAUGACUAUGAGUUACGUGAAGUGAUCGGUGUUGGAGCUACUGCAACUGUUCAUUGUGCUUACUGUAAACCUCGUCAAGAAAAAUGUGCUAUAAAAAAAAUUAAUUUGGAAAAAUGGAAUACUAGCAUGGAUGAGUUAACCAAAGAAAUUCAAGCUAUGUCAUGGUGUCAGCAUGAAAAUGUGGUAACUUAUCAUACAAGUUUUGUUGUUGGAGAUGAAUUAUGGCUUGUGUUGCGUCUUUUGGAAGGUGGAUCAUUGCUUGAUAUAUUAAAACACAAAAUGAGAACAAGUGAUUGCCGUCAUGGUGUACUUGAUGAAGCAACAAUAGCUACAGUUUUGAGAGAAGUGUUGAAAGGAUUGGAGUAUUUCCAUUCUAAUAGUCAAAUUCAUAGGGACAUAAAGGCUGGUAACAUUCUUUUAGGUGAGGAUGGUACAGUACAAAUAGCUGAUUUUGGAGUUAGUGCUUGGCUGACAACAGGAUACGAUACUAAUCGCCAGAAAGUUCGGCAUACAUUUGUCGGUACCCCUUGUUGGAUGGCACCUGAAGUCAUGGAACAGGUACACACGGAUCAUGGAUACGAUUUCAAAGCAGACAUUUGGUCACUAGGUAUUACUGCAAUAGAAUUAGCCACUGGUACAGCACCAUAUCAUAAAUAUCCACCAAUGAAAGUCUUGAUGUUGACUUUGCAGAAUGAUCCACCAACAUUGGAUACAGGUGCUGAUCAUAAAGAUCAGUAUAAAGCAUAUGGAAAGACAUUUCGAAAACUUAUUACUGAUUGUUUACAAAAAGAUCCAACAAAAAGACCAACAGCCACUGAACUAUUAAAACAUCCAAUUUUUAAAAAAGCAAAAGAUAAAAAAUACUUGCAAUCCACUCUUAUAGCUAUUGGUCCAAGUUUAGAAACAAGAGUUCAAAAGGCUUCAAAAAGACAGCCAGGUACAUCUGGUAGAUUACAUAGGACAAUCACUGGUGAGUGGACAUGGUCAUCAGAAGAAGAAUGUGGACAAUCUUCAGACGAUGAGUGUAAAGAAAAGCCUUUAAAUAAACUUGUUCAAGUACCACACUCAUCUGAUAGUGAAAAAGAAAGUGAUGAUGAGCAUUUAAAUUUGGUGUUACGAAUGAGAAAUUCAAAUCGUGAACUGAAUGACAUUCGAUUUGAAUUUCUUUUGGGAAAAGAUACACCCGAUGGUAUUGCUACAGAACUUGUAGGUGCAGGUUUAGUAGAUACACUGGAUGCUGAAGUUAUUGCCAUGAAUUUACGCGUACUGAUUGGAAAUCAGACACAAAACAAACCUGUUACUUUUGCUCUUGUAUCUGGGUGUAAAAAUGAUGAAACACCCGAUGAAAAAAUUCUGGUUGGUUAUGCCCAGCUGUCAUAUGCAGACUGAAAGUAAAGUUACCGAAAUAACUUAAAAAAUUUUUUUUUUUUUGUGCCACUAGAACACUACUCUGUAAGUCAUUAAUACAAUUGUGUAAAUAAACAUUAUUUUUUAAAUUAAAA
Molecule: messenger RNA, 1835 nt
Organism: Daktulosphaira vitifoliae (grape phylloxera)
Lineage: Eukaryota; Metazoa; Arthropoda; Insecta; Hemiptera; Phylloxeridae
Gene: fray
Product: STE20/SPS1-related proline-alanine-rich protein kinase
Exons: 10
Coding region: 238-1722 (494 amino acids)
Biological process (GO): protein phosphorylation
Molecular function (GO): ATP binding; protein serine/threonine kinase activity
Source: RefSeq, a predicted model, not a curated record